AAGGGGCGGGGCCAAAACUGCCCGCCCAAUCGGAGUGACGCUCUAGUCUUGCCGGGGGACUCGUGGGGUAACUUGCUCUGGGGAGCCAGCGGUAUGGCGUCGGGCUGCAAGAUUGGCCCGUCCAUCCUCAACAGCGACCUGGCCAAUUUAGGGGCCGAGUGCCUCCGGAUGCUAGACUCUGGGGCCGAUUAUCUGCACCUGGAUGUAAUGGACGGGCAUUUUGUUCCCAACAUCACCUUUGGUCACCCUGUGGUAGAAAGCCUUCGAAAGCAGCUAGGCCAGGACCCUUUCUUUGACAUGCACAUGAUGGUGUCCAAGCCCGAACAGUGGGUAAAGCCAAUGGCUGUAGCAGGAGCCAAUCAGUACACCUUUCAUCUCGAGGCUACUGAGAACCCAGGGGCUUUGAUUAAAGAUAUUCGAGAGAAUGGAAUGAAGGUUGGCCUUGCCAUCAAACCAGGAACCUCAGUUGAGUAUUUGGCACCAUGGGCUAAUCAAAUAGAUAUGGCCUUGGUUAUGACAGUGGAACCGGGGUUUGGAGGGCAGAAAUUCAUGGAAGAUAUGAUGCCAAAGGUUCACUGGUUGAGGACCCAGUUCCCAUCUUUGGAUAUAGAGGUCGAUGGUGGAGUAGGUCCUGACACUGUCCAUAAGUGUGCAGAGGUUGGAGUGCAGUCGUGUGAUCUCUGCUCACUGCAAUCUCUGCCUCCAGGGUUCAAGCGAUUCUCCUGCCUCAGCCUCCUGAGUAGGUGGCAUUACAGGCAGGAGCUAACAUGAUUGUGUCUGGCAGUGCUAUUAUGAGGAGUGAAGACCCCAGAUCUGUGAUCAACCUAUUAAGAAAUGUUUGCUCAGAAGCUGCUCAGAAACGUUCUCUUGAUCGAUGAAACCAUAAGGAGCCCAAUGUUUCUGUUCAUGAAAUCUCCCUUUUACUGGAAAACAGGAAUAUUGACUACCAAAUCAUAAUGCAAUUGAAGCUGCACUGCUUUUUUGAGCAGUUAUUCAUUCCAGUGAUUAAAACUGAUUGUGCAGAAUAUUCUAAGAGGUUAGAAAUUGGUGUGUAUAACUAUGUUUUUAGUGAUGCAGUUUAAUGAGUAGUGAGUAAGAUACUGUUUUUAUUGAGAGACUUGAUUUUUAUAAAGAGUAAAAAUACGGCUGUAUUAAGGUUACAAACAGAAAAGUGUCUUAAUGCCUAAGGAGGGCAUAUUGACUACACUACAAAAACAAAUUUUGUCUGUACUUCUGAAAAGAAUUUUGUUGUUUCUCAGCUGUUUUCCAAAAGCAAAGGAAGUCUUUAUGGUUUUUUUCUAUUUCAUGUUAUUUGUGAUUUGUUUAUAAGUUUGGGUGGGAUGGCAUACCAUAUUCUUGGUUCUUAAAAUCUAUCACUUUUAACCUUACACUUGAUGUGUGAAAACUAUAAAAACAAUGUAUGAAACCCAGGGGUUCUAAAAUACAAGCAUAGAUUUUAUCAGGGUGUUUUGUCAAAGCAGAUUAUUCAGUGAUUCCUCCCCACCAUUCUUAAGGAUGUUAAAUAGUGCUGUUGUGUUAGCUCUGAGUAGAAAGGAAAAAGUAAAACCUCUGUUUGGAAGUAAUACUGGGUUGAAUUCUGACCGCCCCUUUCUAGCUGGACCUUUAACAAAUCACCCAAUCUUUUUUGCAUUUCUCCUAACUCAUUUAUACAUUAAAUGUAAUUAUAACAACUGUGGGGUUGUGUUGAGAAUUAAGAGGUAACACUAUAUACCUAAAGUUUCCAGUACUAGUCCCAGAAUUUAGAAUAUGCUCAAUACAAAGUAGAUAGCAUUAUAUAAGUUUAUAUUUCGUGAGUUAUAAAGUACUUUGAUAUAUUCUCAUUAAAUCUGUAAAUCACCUCUAUAAGUAAGUGGUAAUAAUAAAGGAGGUAUUUUUGUCCCCAUUUAAAAAAUGAAGAAAUUAAUGCUCAGUAGUAGGAUGGUACCCUGAAAGGAUCUAGGAAGUGGUAGAAUUUCUGGUCUGUACUUUUACAAAUGGAGCCCUUGGGAGGUCGGUUAGGUAAGAAGCUUUUUACUUAACAUUGUCUUAUUUCCAGUCUAAUUUUACACUGUAGCAGAACCAGAUGGCUGAGAAUAUUCUGGAACUAUGGAUCUUGACACCAAGGAUAUAUUAUUUUAUUCCAAGAAAGAUCAGGUAGGCGAAAAGAUGACAGGAUGCAGAGUCAAUCCAUAAACUAAGUAUUUAUAACUGUUUGAAUUAUAGAGAGUCUAAAAAUAUGUGUCAGCUAUUUCAUUCCUGUAAAUACUCUUGCUGUGUUAUAAAUAUGGCAAGAAAUAUCAGGACCAGUAUCAAUAGACUUCUUGAGGCUACUAUAAGUUUUGAGAAAUAAGGUUCAAAAAGUAAGAAUGCUAACAGUUGAGCUUAGACUAGAGCUUGCUUGGGUUUCUUCCUCCAUUACAAGGUAAAAAUUUGUUAAUGUUUGUUUUUAUUUCAGCUUAGGAAAGCUUUGUGCCAUGAGUAGGUCGCAUUUAAUAACAAGCAACACAAGGUAUAUAGAAAUAACUUUAAUUAAAAAACUUACAUAGAAGAUUAUAAUAUCAGACAUGACAAAGAUUUGAGUUUAUUUGCCUGGACAACUUGGGUUUGUCUGGCUUUUGUUUUCUUUUUCUUUAAAAAUAAAUGUACAGUAAAACUACAAGCAAAAGUUUGUCAGUAUUGAAUUUGGAUUUUUUACCCCUUAAAAGGACUAGUAUAAUUUCCAAUCUCUAACAAAAACUUAGUGUCAAAUCUCAGAGAUUAGGCCAAAUGGCCAAUAUUUUCAGUUAUGUGGGUAGUACAACUUGAAUAACCUUUUUACAUGACAAAAAGUGAUUUAUAUAAAUUGUCCUCAACUUUCACAUAUAAAAAAAUGGUUUUAUAGCCUCAAAAGGAAUUUUCUUUCAUAUAUACUCUUUAGUAUCCAAAUAUUGAAGCUUUGUUUUUUGAAAAUGUUUAAUUCCCAAUCUAGGAUGCAAGCAAGAAUAUAUGUCUAUUUGAAUAGAGUAAGCUAUGGCAAAGAAUGACCAAAUUAGCUAGAAAUAGAAAUCAGACAGAAUUACUAAUUUCUUGCUAAUCUAGAAAUACAAUCAUUUUUUUUUUUUGAAAUUUUAUACUGAUAGGACUUCACUGUUUGUGGCUCAUUUUAAAUUGGUGUCUUCAUGAGACACAUUAAUUGGUAAAACUCAAAUUGAGUUUUCAAAGAUGUGAUAGUAUUAAAUUGCACCAAUAUUUAACUCAAAUUUGCUUGCCUUAUUUUGUUAAGAGUAAACAGAAAGUAGCCUGUGUUUAGUCCCAAAGAGAUCAAUAAUUUUGGAUAAAGAAGUUUUGUGUUAUCUGGUAUAUAAAUUUCUGUAAAUAACUUCUACUGUUGGUUAAACAUGUUAAACAAAAAAACAACAAAAAACUUAAUCUCUAUAUUCAAGAUGUUCAGAUGUCUUUUAUCAGUGGAAACCUGUGUUUUAUCUAUACUGCAGCUUACAUUUCAUAGGGUAGUUCAUACAUGCAUUUCCAAGGGGAGUCGGUCAUUGCCAGUGUUUCAAAAACUACAUAGGGGGAUGUGUGUGUGUAUGUUUAUUUUAUACACACAUAUUUGUAUAUUCUAAUAUUAAGGCAAUUUUAAUGAAUUACCAUGUAUAUAAAAAAAUAGCUGUCACUUGGCGCACAGGUUUGUAUAUAUGUGUAUGUAUGUAUGGUGUGGGUACAUAGUCUUAAAAAUUACCCAGUAAGGUGAUUUGACAUCAAGUUGCAGCAAUUAAUAUCUUGGUGUUUGUAAGUUGCAUGAUAAACACAAAUGACUACCACUUGUCUGUAGAUGAAAAGCUGGUUACCCUUGUGGUUCCAGAAGGAAAAACAGACUUAUCUUGCCUGUUUCAUAAACAGCAUAAAAGAUUAAUACAUGCAGAACAUGCUCUUAUUCUGGAGGGGAUGGGAGACCCAGAACAGGGCUUUAUUUCCUCCCAUCUUUCCUACAUUUACAUAGUUUUCUUAACCUGUUCCCUGUCACCUAUUUUUUUUAACAUUAGUAAGUCCUAGAUCAAAGGUUUUGUAUUCUUCUAUUCCAUCUGACUGCUUUUUUGGAUGGUGGCCAUUCUCUGGUACACUGGUACCGAAGAUUUCACCAUGGAAAACUGUGCUUGACCAUUCAACCCGAUCGUUUUUUUCAUCUUCACAUAAUAAGGCUGCCAUGUCUUCACCCUUCAGUGGAAAAGUCCGUCGUUCCCACCACAAAGACUGAAAGGGGAAACAUUUUCAGUUAAGUUUCAACUAAUGUGUUUUGUUUAAAUUCAUCUAACAAGUAAUCUGUACAUAUCUAUAUUGUAAUAAUUAUUGUUCUGUUCUUUUAGCACAUAACUGUACAAUUUUUCAUUUCAACUUAAAUAGCAACUCAAAAGGGAAUAUACUGAGAAUUCUUGAGUGACUUUUGGGAUUCAUUUCUUUACUUUGCCUCUGCCAAGAAGAGGAAAUGCUGCCACAGGCAGUGGUCUUCAUUUCCAACCUAAGAGCACUUUGGGAAAGUGUUCUCAGGUUUGAUAUACUUCUACAAUGUCUUCAUUUUCAUUAUUAAAGGUACCUAUUAACUUUUUCUUUCCUGAGCUUUCUGCAACUUGCCUGUUAAUUCUAUAAUCUCCAUUCCAUUCUAGAUCUAGAUCUUUUUCUGUGUCUAUUUAUGAAGAAAGGUGUAAGAAUUUUAUGGAUGCAGUGUUAGAAAGCAGCACCUUUAAGGUAGGAACUGGGUCUGUGGUGAGGCAUGUAAAAAUCUUAAGAUAUGAGGAGAAAGAAAUAGCAGCUAACGUUGGCCAUGUAGCAGGUGCUAUUCUUCAUCAAUCAGGUUUGUUUUGUAAUGAAACUUUGAUAGUACUCCAUUCUCUAAUAGAUGAAUGAGUACUUGGAGGUUCGUAUUGACUUGUUACACAAGGUGACUGUAGUUAGUAGUGGACACAAAAUGCUGGAAUACAGAUCUUCUCUACCUAACUAUCUUAUUGAAUUUGUUAUGUAAUGAUGUAAUAAAGAAAAUUAAUUUUUUUCAAGUAGUUUCUACAAACAAGUAGUUAAAAGGCAAGGAAUGAGAAGUUUAAUCAUAUAUAUUGCACUUACCUUGGUUUCUUGACUUUGAUUUAAAGAAGGUAAGCCAUAUGCACACAGAUCCUGGUUCUCUGAAGGAAGCUCAGGAGGACUUGCAGCAGCACAUUGCUGACUGCUACUAAAGUUAUUAGGGUAUUCUUUCAAAAGCAAGUCAUGUCCUUCAACAUUUUUACUGUAAGGUCUAGCAAGAAAAUCAGGAAAACACAAUUAUUUGUUAUUUUUUGAGGUCUUGAAAAUUUAUGAACAACCCAAGGUAUCACUGAGUCAAGUUAACUUGGUAACUUUAAACAGUUUUGCCCAAAGAUUUUUAAAAAUUCCUCUGGUGCUAUUUAUUACUUUCGUACUCAGAGGAUGAAACAGUACUUUAUGAAAUAUUUUACCGAAUUAUAAUAGGGGGAGGGGUGUUCUUGCUGUUUAUUUGGUUUGUUUUUGUCUUUUGUCUGACUAAUUAAACAAAAGAUACUCCUUAACUAAAACGACUACCAGACUUCACACAAUCUUGCUUUUUGAGUUUUGGCUCUUUUAAAAAUGAUCAAAUGUAUAAUAAAUAUAAAAUAACAGGGAUUUUCUCA
Molecule: messenger RNA, 5654 nt
Organism: Mandrillus leucophaeus (drill)
Lineage: Eukaryota; Metazoa; Chordata; Mammalia; Primates; Cercopithecidae
Gene: RPE
Product: ribulose-5-phosphate-3-epimerase
Exons: 7
Coding region: 94-771 (225 amino acids)
Biological process (GO): carbohydrate metabolic process; pentose-phosphate shunt, non-oxidative branch; pentose-phosphate shunt
Cellular component (GO): cytosol
Molecular function (GO): metal ion binding; D-ribulose-phosphate 3-epimerase activity
Source: RefSeq, a predicted model, not a curated record